Messenger RNA from Vanrija pseudolonga, 2328 nucleotides. RefSeq names its product Alcohol dehydrogenase 1. Gene Ontology annotation, cellular component: cytoplasm. Gene Ontology annotation, molecular function: alcohol dehydrogenase (NAD+) activity. The transcript is spliced from 2 exons. The record is from RefSeq and is a predicted model, not a curated record. Bases 1070 to 2146 code for a protein of 358 amino acids. Lineage: Eukaryota; Fungi; Basidiomycota; Tremellomycetes; Trichosporonales; Trichosporonaceae.
CCCACCCCAGGGCUGGCUGGGCGUAGCAACGUCGUUGUGCACAAUGAUGCUGCUGCGUUCUCGCCCCUCGCCCUCGUCUCCUCUUUGCCUCGUCACCCCCCCGUCGGGCUCCCCGGGGCGCCAGCAGUGUGUCAGUGUGUUGUCCCAGGAACAGAAAACUCUCGAGCAGCGAGCGAGCGAGCGCCGCCGCCGCCGCCGCAGAUUGGCACCGCCUGGCGCCGAGUUUUCGAUUCUUUGGGGCGGCUUGAUGUACCGGUUGCCUCGUUACCGGCUCACUAUCGAUAUCUUUUGCCGCAGAUGAAGCGGCAACAAGUGGCAACAAGGGGGGCCAGAACCCGCUCUGACUGGCUGGACGCGAGCGACAUGACCGGCAAGAAGUCUAUAGCCGUCUCGAGCUCAGGGUGGCUAGGAACAUCGGAGCGGGCCCCCUCUCGGUAGACGCUCUCAACCUGCGGCGAUUGUGGGCUCUGCUCUGCUGUGACCACGCCGCAUGCCCAGCCCGCCCCUGCAGCAGCCGAGAGGAGGAGCAGGAGCCUACAGCUGCCUGUACGUUACGGUUUGAGACGGGCGACUCAUGUGUGUUUUGCCAAGCAGCCCCACCCCACCACCCCACCCCCUCAAACAGGCCGCAGCGCAAGUGAACAGACAAUCAAGGCCCUGGCACAUGCACCCGGUUAUUGCUCGAGCGGGGCUCUAGAUCUUUGCGCGCCCGGGCAGUGUCGGAGCAAGUCGCGACCCGAGCGCAUGUGCCGUGGGGUCCGGUGUGCCAGGGCAGGGGGCGGAGGCAGCGAUGGGCGUUCCGCCACUGAUGGGAUCAAGGGAGGCGCAGAGCUGCUGCGGCUGCAGCCUUCGCUCUCGCUCGCUCGGAGGGCGUCCAGCAGUGGUUGUUGCAGGUGUGAGAGACUGUGAGAGCCUUCUGGCAUCGAUACUGGAAACCGACGACCCGACCCCCCUCGACAAGGUAUAAGAAGAGGCCCUCUGGACACUUCUUGUCUCUUCACCAAGCCUCCUCUCGAGCAUCUCUACACUACUACUACUCCAACCCAACCAACCCAACCCACCCACAACAAUGUCCAACGAGCAGAUCCCCAAGGUCCAGCUUGCCGCCGUCUCCGACGACGCUUCUGGCUUCACCAUCAAGGAGAUCCCCGUUGUCCAGCCCGACCAGCUCGAGCCCGGACGCGCUCUCGUCAAGAUCCUCUACUCGGGUGUCUGCCACACUGACCUCCACGUCAUCAAGGAGGACUGGCCCGCCAAGCCCGAGCGCCCCUGCAUCGCCGGCCACGAGGGCUCGGGUAUCAUUGUCGCCAUCAACGACCCCACCUCCAAGCUCAAGAUCGGAGACCGCGUCGGUGUCAAGUGGAUCGCCCACUCGUGCAACCAGUGCGACUACUGCCUUGCCGGCAACGAGCCCCUCUGCGCCGAGGCCAAGUGCUCGGGCAUCAACGCCCAGGGCUCGUUCCAGCAGUACUGCCCCGCCUACACCUCGCAGCUCACCAUCAUCCCCGACAACCUCGACAUGGCUGAGGCUGCCCCCAUCCUCUGCGCCGGUGUGACCGUCUACAAGGCCCUCAAGCGCUCGGGUGCCCGCGCCGGCCAGUGGGUCGCCAUCCCCGGUGCCGGUGGUGGUCUCGGCUCGGUCGCCAUCCAGUACGCCAAGUACAUGGGUCUCUCGUCGAUCGCCAUCGACUCGGGUGCCGAGAAGAAGGCCCUCACCGCCAAGCUCGGCGCCUCGGCCUGGGUCGACUUCAAGGAGCACCCCGGAGACGCCAUCAUUGCCGCCGUCAAGGCCGCCACCCCCGACGGACUCGGCCCCCACGCCGCCGUCAUUGCCUCGCCCAAGCCUGAGGCUUACCUCACCGCCAUGGAGUACAUCCGCCCCUUCGGCACUGUCGUCGCUGUCGGUCUCCCCCCCGCCGGUGCCUACGUCAAGGCCGACGUCUUCUUCACCGUCCUCCACAACAAGACCCUCACCUCGUCGUACGUCGGCAACCGCCUCGACUGCAACGAGGCUCUUGCCAUUGCCGCCGCCGGCCACGUCAAGACCCCCAUCAAGGUCGUUCCCUUCAAGGCCCUCGACUCGGUCUACGAGGAGAUGGCCAAGGGCACCAUCAUCGGCCGUGCCGUCCUCGACCUCUUCGCCUAAGCGAUUUAGGCCACAGAGCGAGCAUUCCAAGCGACAGCACGAUUGCAUCCAUCAGCUGCGCUACGAACGCUGCAUGGUGAUAUCAUUACUUGGGCUUUUUCUACGGGUUGUUUGAUGACGGGGUAGUAGUUGUUUCAGGAGAUAAGCAGUAAAUCAAAAGGGAUGCAGAAGUAGUUUCUAUG